Molecule: messenger RNA, 474 nt
Organism: Colletotrichum aenigma
Lineage: Eukaryota; Fungi; Ascomycota; Sordariomycetes; Glomerellales; Glomerellaceae
Exons: 1
Coding region: 1-474 (157 amino acids)
Source: RefSeq, a predicted model, not a curated record
AUGGACCACCGUAUUGUCCAGGAUCCUCGAAUCGAACAGCCCUUUGCUGUCAGCCUCAAGCGUCAAGUCGAUUUCCCAAACGGCUUCUCCCUUCCCAAGUUCACAAGAGCUUGUGUCUAUUUCAGCCGGUUGGCGGGCCGCAACCCCAACGACCUGAUACCCAUCCACCCAGUCAUCCAGCGCCGGUUCAGCAUCGAUCUAAACGACGUCAUUGCGCAGCCCGUGGUCUAUGUCCCGGCUGAUGCUCUCGAGAUCGGUGUCCGCUUCCGACGCAGCUUCCACCCCGGCAUAAGGGAUUAUAGUCGAAUGCGUGCCAAGGACAAUGGUCUCAGACUCUACAUGUUCAAGUUGAACCAUAGUGCAGAUACUCAAUAUGGACCGGCAGAGGUUUUUGCAGACUUUUAUCCUGACGGGCCUCCUGUAACAUUUUUCGUUCGGAAGGACGCUGGCGCAUACAUGCUGCCGGGGUUUUAG